AUGCCGAUUGGUAUCCGGCGCCUGAAUGCGAAAAAGUCGCAACCAAACCCCGGCAUUGUCUUCAUCAAGCCACUGCCUGGACCGCACGAGAAGACGGCCCACGGGUUCCUAGAAAGAAUUGCUGCGCAGUGCCUCCCCGUCACGCGCAAGCACCACAUAUCCAUCAUGACGCUCGAGGAGCACGAACCAAACCGCGAGUUUGUAGGCCGUAACUUCAACGCCGGCGAAGUGAUCCAACUUGUCCUGCGGUCGCCCUCGACGGGCCGCUGGCUCCCGUUUGAAUACGUCCAAAUGGUCAUGAUGCACGAACUGGCGCAUUGCAAGCAAAUGAACCACUCUCGGGCCUUUUGGGCCGUGAGAAACCAGUACGCCGCGCAGAUGUACGAGCUGUGGAAGGAAGGGUACACGGGAGAUGGCAUCUGGGGCCGUGGCGCGAGUCUCGCCACGGGGGAGUGGGAGUGGGAGCGGAAUCAAGUGCGGGCAGACGAGGUUCUCCCGGAGCAUUUGUGCGGCGGGACAUUUCGCUCCAGGCGGAGGAAGAGAAGGCCGAAACCUGCAUUGACGUAUGGGGAGCGCAAAGAGCGGAGAAAUCUGAAGAAAUUUGGCAAGAACGGGAUUGCGCUGGGAGCGGAUGAGGAGGCAAAGGUGAAGCUGGAGAAGGGGAAGAGGGUGCAGGCGAAACCGCGAGUGGCGAGCAGUGCGCGGGGACGGGAGCUACGGGCUGCUGCCGCGCUGGCAAGGUUUGAGCAGAAGAAGGCGGUGGUGAAGGGGGACGAGGAGGACGACCAGACGGCCAAGGAUGAGGCGGAGCCCCCGAGUGAGGGCGAGUAUGAAGAUGAUGCUGGUGACGACGGGGAGGCCGCUGUCGACGUGGACGGGUCGACGCUGAGGGACGGCACGGGCAGAGCCAUGGUCAGAGUAUGCCAGGACGAGGAUACCAGCGAUCCUGAUGCGCGAAACGAACUGGGCCAGCUGGCAGAGGUGUUCAGGCGGGCAAGGAGAGAUGACGCUGCAACGACGAGCCCCCAGAGGCAGCAGGUCAAGGCGGAACCGCAAAUGGAGACCUGGCCAUCUUCAUCUUCAUGGUCAACAGGGCCGAAAGAAGAAGCAUUCUACGACGGCCCACGACUCUACGACGUGCCGGCUGCACCGGCUGCCACGGAAAUUUCCAAAAGGCCUCCCGGACAGGAACUCAGCGGCUGCUCUGCGCAGCAGCCACCGGCGCCCAAUAACUCGGCCUGCUCAAUGUGCUCCUUCGCCAACUCUUUGUCCGCGGUGGCAUGCGCCAUGUGUGCCCAUGUUCUCGACCCGACGCACACGCCAAAUUCCUGGCGCUGCACCGGCGCGGCAUGUGCAGACAGCCAAUAUGUCAACUCUGGUGACUGCGGUGUCUGUGGUCUGUGUGGUCGGAGACGAAGUUGA
Molecule: messenger RNA, 1422 nt
Organism: Metarhizium album ARSEF 1941
Lineage: Eukaryota; Fungi; Ascomycota; Sordariomycetes; Hypocreales; Clavicipitaceae
Product: WLM domain containing protein
Exons: 2
Coding region: 1-1422 (473 amino acids)
Source: RefSeq, a predicted model, not a curated record